This is a messenger RNA of Ruditapes philippinarum (Manila clam), 7877 nucleotides long. RefSeq names its product BTB/POZ domain-containing protein 1-like. Lineage: Eukaryota; Metazoa; Mollusca; Bivalvia; Venerida; Veneridae. Bases 163 to 1821 code for a protein of 552 amino acids. Gene Ontology annotation, molecular function: protein binding. Gene Ontology annotation, biological process: neurogenesis. Gene Ontology annotation, cellular component: P-body; cytosol. The record is from RefSeq and is a predicted model, not a curated record. The transcript has 6 exons.
ACAUUUGAGUGCAAACAUGUUUUUUUUAUUUAUUAUUUAAUAAUUGCUGACUGUAUGACUAUAGAUAUUGAUUUUGAUUAUGGUCUAUAUAAAAAAAUUCGAAUGCACGGGUCUAUAGAAAGGAAGAAAAAAAGAUAAAGAAGAAAGAAGAGCAAUGAAAACAUGGAGAGAGAUAAGUUAGGUAAAGACGAUGCUCCAGCUGCCAAGAAUCAGCGUAGCAGUGAGUCUAACGGUCGUGCAAACCAAGGUACAUCUGGCACAAGAAAUCACAGCAACUCAAAUGGAGCGAACACUGUUUCUGCAAUGAUUGCUAACAGCUCCUCGCAAGCAAAUUUGAAUGUGUGUUCUAAUCAAAUAACUGGAGAUCGAGAACGGGAAAGUGAACGAGCUGAAUCAAGUUUGUCUUUGUCUUCUUUAACUUUAAAUGAUUAUUCAGGGUCGAAUAGUUCAUUAUCAUCUCAGAUAAUCCCCGUGACAAGUGCCCCAUCAGCGGCUACGAGCCUAACCAAUCAAGCCAAUGCUCCAUACAAUUGGCAGGCCUCGAAAACAACUGUGAAGGAAAGACUUGCUUAUUUGAUAAACACUGAAAUCAUGAGCGAUAUACAGUUUCGAGUUGGCAAACCACCCAACGAUCAAAUUAUACCCGCUCAUAAAUUUGUGCUUUCGGUCGGGUCGGCAGUGUUUGAUGCCCAGUUUAACGGGCAAAUGGCAACUAAAGACGAUAUUGUAGAAAUACCAGAUGUUGAGCCUGCUGCUUUUUUGGCGUUACUUAAAUUUCUAUAUGCUGACGAGGUUAAUAUAGGACCGGAGACUGUGAUGACCACGUUGUAUACAGCGAAGAAAUACGCUGUGCCUGCGCUGGAAAAGGCUUGUGUUGACUUUCUUAAGAGAAAUUUAAAUAGUGAUAAUGCUUUCAUGCUGCUUACACAGGCACGGUUAUUUGAUGAGCCGCAGCUUGCCGCACUGUGUUUAGAGACAAUAGAUAAAAGCACAUCUGAGGCAUUGAAUGCUGAGGGCUUCACAGACAUUGAUCAUGAUACUCUUUGUGUUGUUCUCGAAAGAGACACUCUUGGUAUAAGAGAGAGUAAACUCUGUACUGCUGUAUUUCGAUGGUCGGAGGCGGAAUGUAAUAGAAGAAAUAUACAGCCGACACCAGAAAAUCAACGUCAGACCCUCGGAAGGGCAUUACGAUUGAUCCGGUUCCCGCUAAUGAGUAUUGAAGAGUUUGCCGUGGGCCCGGCUCAAAGUGGGAUUUUGGAAGAUAGAGAAGUUGUCCAGCUUUUCCUAUACUUCACUGUCAAUCCUAAACCAGCCAUAAAUUUUCAGGAUGUUCCGCGAUGUUGUUUGACGGGAAAGGAGCAGGUUGUAUCCCGGUUUUGCCAGAUAGAAAGUCGGUGGGGCUACAGUGGUACCAGUGAUAGAAUCAGGUUUAUGGUGAACAGGAGAAUAUUUGUGGUAGGAUUUGGACUGUAUGGUAGUAUACAUGGGCCUACAGAAUACCAAGUUAAUAUACAGAUUUUACAAUCGGACAAUGGUAAAGUUAUAGGAGUGAACGAUACAAGCUUCCAGUGUGACGGAUCUAACUCAACAUUUCGUGUAAUGUUUAAGGAGCCAGUAGAAAUAUUACCCAAUGUGAGCUACACUGCAUGCUCCACACUCAAGGGACCUGAUUCAUAUUACGGAUCUAAGGGUUUACGGAAGGUUACGCACGAGUCAGUUUCGGGCGGAAAGGUCACUUUUCAGUUCCAUUACGCUGCAGGAAAUAACAACGGGACCUCAGUUGAAGAUGGACAAGUUCCAGAAAUUAUAUUUUACACAUAAAGUUUUUUGGGGUGACCUUUCUUUUAUAAACCUGUGAAACAACAUAUUAUCAUUUUUUUUCAUGAGAUAAAAAAUUUUGAUGCUGGAAAAUCUUCAUUAUUGAUUUUGUAUACUUACGGAAAAUGCAUAUACAUGUAUGUAUAUGUGUAGUAGGUAUCAAUUUUUCUUUACUUUGUAUAUUUAAUAUAAACUUACACAAAGCGAUGCUGAUUUUUUUUUAAAGAUUUAUACGCUGAAUAAUAAUAUUUACUUGAUAAUUUAAUGAUAACUUAGAUAUGACAGGGAAAAUAUGAUUAUGUCAUGAUACCAAUGAAUUUCUGGCACAAUCCUGACGAAGAAAAUGAUUCAGUUUUGUUGAAUUUUCGAAGUGAUAAACUAUAUGUGCUGUUAAAUUAACAGUGUUUAUAAUAUUAAAUCAACGUACAUGUAUUUGUCUUUAAAACGAUCAUAUUUUUUGUUGUCUGAUUCAUCCGCCAGUUUGACUGCAGGUUUCUAUAUUUAUACGCCUCUGUUCAUUUUUCAAGUUAUUUGUUUUUGUUCAUAUAUGGUCGCCUUGGUGCAGUAUUGAGUUAAGUCUUUCUCAAUUUAAUAGGAUAUAACCAGUUAUUGCUUUAAGGUGACAAUAUGUUUAAUUAAAGCUUAUAUGUAUGAUAAUGUUAAGCCCCUGGUUAACUGAUUUUUUUUUCACGUAAUUGACCUUGACCUACUUUGUUACCUGAAACUUCAGGGGCAAUUAGAAUUUUAAACAAGCAACUGUAUGGAAUUUUGUCAGAAUUACACAUUGCAAAAGAGCCAGUCAUUGUAAACACCUAGAGCAUUGUUGGCACAGGCCAUGAAAUAUUUCAUAUCUGUCUUGAAAACCUCUUCGAAAAUGAUUUUUUGCACAUCAAAAACCCUUGAAAAUGACAUUUUGCCACAAAAAAACCUUUAAUUCCUUUAGUUUAAAAAUUAACAUAAUAAUCUUGAAAAAAAACAACUCUCGAAUUUGAAAUUUCAUCAUUGUAUAAACAGUUUUAUAAAACUGUAAAACCAGAAGAUAUCAGCGAUAGUGGUUCAUGCCAAAGUUUACUCAGUCAUUUUAAGGCUUAAGAAACCUUUGAAAAAUUCUUUAAAAUUGCCAACUUGAAACAAUUUAAGGUAGAUUUAAACACCAAAAAAUUAACCCUGAAUAAUCUCAUUAAAUUUUAAUUUAAUUUUCAUGCUAAAUAGCAAUAUUGGUAACUAAACUUUUAAGAAUUUAGUUAAAUGUUCAUUCUUAUGGCAUUAUAUUGAAAUAAGUAUUUUUUUUUCAAAAUCACUAUUCAUAUGUCAUACUGUCAAACAUUACAUGCUGUUAAUUUUGUGGGGUUUUUUUUCCCCCUAAACAUGCUAAAUAUUUUAAAUGGACUUGACUUUCUUUCAAUCCGGUCAAAACCAUAAAUCAUUUUGAGGGAAAUUGUCAAAAUUGCAUGGGUACAAGUUUUCAGCCAUUUGCCUGAAGUUCAGGAUUUUUCUAGUCCUGAAAGCUCAGUUCUUGAAUUCUAUAUAAAAACUAAUUGAAAUGAUACUAAAUUAAGAGUUCUCUGGUUUUCUGAUAUUUUUAACUUACUAAAUUAAGAGUUCUCUGGUUUUCUGAUAUUUUUAACUUGCACCCAUGAAAUUGGACUACUGACUGAAUAGCAAAAAUUGCGGACCAUGAUCAGACAGCAGGAUCUUGUUGGCUGAUCUUGGUCUGCACUGUUCUCAUGGCUCAAUUUCAUUUACCACUAGCUAGCUAAAGGGUAAUAAGAUGCUCUAAUCCGGUGCCUGCUCAUGUCCGAAAUAAUGCAACAAGAGGCACCAGAAGUAUUCUUCCACCAGUAAAGCUUGAAAGACGCCAUUUUGUAAUUUGACCUUUACUGUGUCAGCAUAACUUUACGUCCAACUAAAAAAAGAUUAAGAUAACAAUUUCAUGGUUUACUAGCCACUGUUUCAAGAAGAGAAUCUCAUGUCAUUUUUCUGUAUCAGGGUUAACAUUUUAACAUGAUCUUAAAUCACCCUGUGUAUUGUCAUUUCCCCAUGCAUUAAAAGUCCGUUACACAAGUACAUUAUGAAAUUUUGUAUAUUCAGAUUUUUUUUUAAUUUUUGCAUUUUAAGUAAUGGUAUAUCAUAUCAUGACUUUGGUGUAAAUUGUUAUUAUUCAGACUAUUAAUUAGCACGGCUUUUGGAAGAAAAUGGAGAGCUAUUGUACUCUUCCUGGAGUCAAUGCCAGCAUAGGCAUCCACACUUAGGUUAAUUUUUUGUGUUCAAGAAUUGGUAUCACCAAAACUACUGAAGGAAAUUGGUUGUAACUUCACAUACUUGUUCUCUGUGAUUAUUGAGCUCUGAGAAUACUCGAGUUUGCUGUGUAACGGACAGCUCUUGUGUUUUUAUUUUGCAAUGACACUAUGUAUUAUUCUUAAAUGACGUGUUCAUAUUGUUCAGGUUCGUCGUCCCCCCUUUUUAAUUUGUACUGACAAUCACUUUGCAGGAAGGUGAUCUGUGAUAAACAUUAUGUCUGUCUGUGCUUUAAUAAUGUCUGACUGCUUGAUUUAUGUCUGAUUGUACUUUUGUUAUGUCUAAUUAUGUCUGUGUGAUAUCUUCAUCUGACUGAAAUUUAUGUCUGAUUUUUUUGGAUUUAUGUCUGACUGUUGGAUUUAUGUCUGGCUUUUGGAUUUAUGUUGGAUUUAUGUCUGACUGUUGGAUUUAUGUCUGGUCUUUGGAUUUAUGUCUGACUGUUAGAUUUAUGACUGACUUUUAGAUUUAUGUCUGACUGUUGGAUAUAUGUCUGACUUUUCGAUUUAUGUUUGGCUGAGAUUUAUGUCUGACUGUGAUAAAAUUAUGUCGAGUAGAACUUUUGUCUGAUUCUAAUUAUAUUGAAUUCAUGUCUGUUAAAUUUAUGUCUGUAUUUAAUAGAUUUUAUGUCUAUGUUAAUUUUCUCAUCUGUUGAAAUCAUUAUUUGUGAUUGUUUGGUUUAUGUCUAAUUGUGUGCAUUUAUGUCUGAUUGCUAAAUUUAUGUUUUAUUUACAAUUUUCAUACUGAUUGUCUAUAAGUAUCAUGCACUCUUAUUUAGAAACUCAACCCAUGCGAAUAGCGAUCAUUAGAUUACUAGUCUGACGCAUUAACCUCUCGGCCAUUCCUUGAUUUUCAAUUUAAUUCUGUUAUAUUUCAUGCUAAUCUUUUGCUUAUUUUUUGUUUGUUUUGAGUGACCAAGUUGGUCUAUGUUAAUUUUUUUUAAUUUUAUGGGUGUUGAACCUCAAUGGAGCUUAUUUAACUUCAACUUCAUGUUACAUUAAAUUCUAAAUGUAAAGGUUUUCAAUGUUUGUUUUAAAUGCCUAACUGAAUAUGUUUAUAGUUUCAUUGUUUGAUACGCCUAACUGUGUCUGUAGUUUUCAAAAUGACAACCUGUAUGUAUUUAGUGGUGGUGUUUUCAUUGGCCUAACUUUGCAUAUAUUUAAUAUGCCUAAAUUUGUUUGUAUUUAUUAUUGAUAUUUUCAUAUGCCGAACUGUUAAGCCGAUUUAGCGACUGUUGUCAAUUGCCUAACUUUAUACUAUUUGUCAGUGUUGAGAUUUGAAAAAAAACACCUAACUAUUGUUUUAUUUAAUGUCAGUGUUUUCAGAUGCUUAACUGUGCAGUGUCCUGUGUUUGUCUGUACAAAUGUCUUGUAAUGGCUUGACAAUAGAUAUUAUCCGGAACUGGACAAAAAAAAGGUUUUUACAAGCUAAUCCUCUGGUACAAAAAAACUUUUACCAUUAUUAUUUAUAGCUUCACGGUGCACUGCCGGUCAAAAUAAAUAAGUCAAUCGGAUGCGCUUAUUUUCGAAGCUGUAGCUGUAAAAUCUUGUUCGUACCCACGGAUAAGCACGGAAGACCCAAAAUAUUCUUAAUUCCGGAGUUAGUCUGUUGUCAAUUUAUGUUGUCUGUAAGACUAGGAAGGGACCGGUGCAAGUUUUUGCAUGGAAAACAGUUAGUAUGAGGUAUAUACAAAAUGUAGAUUUGGAAAUAUAUAAAGUUGUUAGUUUUUGAAAAUGUAAACACUCAGUGUUAGGUAAAAAAAACAGUUGUUAGAAUAUAUGUAAAAUAGUAAGGUCGUAAUACGUAAGUAGAAGAAUAUUUGAAUACUUGCAAAUGUUUAAUUGGGCAAUUUCUUAAUUCUGAUUGACUUCUUUUUACUUUAAGUCUAAUUCUUUUGUAAAGAAUUUUAUUUGGCAUGGAAGAAGUGAUGUUUCAGUUUAAUGGAACAGUUAGUUACAUGUAGUUGGAAAUGAUAAAAACUUUUAGCUGUAUAUAUUUGAAUAGUCAGUCUGCGAGUUUAGUGGUAGCUCGCCAAUGGCUAUUAGAAUCUAGAUUGGGCCAGUAUAAUUUUUCAAGGCACAAGACCCAUUAGCCUUUGAAAAAUUACCAGAAGAAAACCAUAUUUUCUGAAAAUAAAUUGAUCGAAUUUUAGAUGUAGAAACUUAUCUAUUUUUAAUUGGGAGAAUAAAAUUACAAAAUAACUGUAUUUAUGUUUAUUCUUGACUACUUUCCACUUCAAAAGUUCAACAUUUCAAUGCCAUAUGACCUAAACUGUGUGCCAUAUAACAUUUUCAUGGCAUGAAAAAAAACAUAUUUGGGCUUGAAAAUAUUGCCAACCACUACCCUCAAAGGCUUGUGGUUUCCAGACCCUGGUCAUUAUGACAAUUGGUAAAUGAAAAGAAACAAAGAAUUUUUAACAACAUAUGUUCUUUAUUUUUGAGUUGGAAAUCCAAAAUAUAAAAAGAAUGGAUUUGAUUUGUGUAAAUUUUUAUCAUGAAAACUGAAAUAACUUAACUGUUUGGCAAUAAUAUAAGUUUAUUGAAAAAAAAAUUUAAACAGUUAAUUGGUUAGAUAUUACAAAAAUAAACAUUUGAAUGAGUUUUACAAUGGAUACAGGCUGUUUCAAUGGUUUAAAAAAGUAUACUUUCAAACUUGUAUAGACUAGGCCAGUCAUUAUUUUUGAAAACAGGUGGUCAUUGUGGACAGGUUGUCUCAGAAGUUGUGUUUGAAUAGGUGUACAGAUGUUAAAGUAAGAAUAUGGCAUUUAAUUGCAGGGUUUAGAACUUUUAUUAUUCGAGAGUGGUCUUUAAGAACAGGUGUAUUGGUACAUGUUUAGCAUAGCUGUAGAUAAAAUAGUUUUAGAAUGCAAAAUUUACUAUAUGUUUUUUAAACAAGAUUUAAAAGGUGCUUUAGUAAAACAGUUGAGUGCAAAUAUAAAAUUAUGUCCUAAAAAAUUUAUAUUCAAAAAUCAUAUUUACUUGCCAUUAUUAAAAUUUUCUCUGUAACUGCCAAAAACCCAUGUACAUGUAUACUUUUUUUUCAUAGAUAAUAUUUUGUUUGCAUUUUAAACUGAAACUGAUGUUUAAUUAUAUACUUAUAAAUUAAUAGAAUAUUGACAAAUAUUGAUACAAUAAAAUGAGUAUUUUCAUUUUCUGUAUUUUCACUGUAAAAAUUUAUUUUUCACUGCAGUGAUAUUUUCAGUAUUUUCACUGUAAUUUUUUUUUCACUGCAAUGAAACAUAUUUUCAGUAUUUUCACUUUUAAAAAUUUAUUUAUCACUGCAUUGAAACAUAUUUUGCAUAUUUUCACUGGUGUCUUGCUGGACUUCUUCCUGUAUGGUUCAGCCAAUACACAAAAUUGAAGGGGUAGUCUUUCAAAUUUGUAAGAUUAGAAAAGAAAAAAAAUAUAUGACAAACAGAAAAUUCAAGGUUUUUCUUCAAAUACGGGAUUUAUUUUCAUCUUAUGGUAUUAAAAUUAUCAUAUUUGAUGAUUUUUCUUACCACUUGAUGAAAAUGAAUCCUGUAUUAAUUAGAAAAAAACUUGAAUAUCCUCAAUUCAUUCAGAGUAUUAUGAUAAUAAAUGACUGUAUACAUGUAUAUUUUAAUGAAAUCAGUGCAAUGUGCAUUACAAUGUACAUGUAUUUCAUUUCACAAACAAAUACUAAUUUCAUCUAUAAGUUAACAAGACAAUGUUUCCCAUGCUAUGCUAUAUGAGUGACUGAUGUAAUGUUGACCUUUGGAAUAAAAUCAUAUAACUAAAGAUACA